CGCACGUAGUUAUCUAUCAUGUCCGCCCCGAAGUCCGCCUCGGCGGAAAUUUACAGAAACUCCACAACCCAACGAAAAGAAAAGCUUUAUUGAAGAGCGAAAAAGAAAACAUAUGAACAGUUGGAAACGUUUUAGGCGACAUUUUACAGCUCUUUCGCCCCCCUGCCUGCUUCCCCUUAUCCACAUGUAAACGCGAUUGAUUUGCCGAUUCGCAGAUCGUCCAUCGUUUGUCGUCUUCGUCUCCUCUCUGCCGGAGUUCUGAGUUCACCCGGCUCCGCCAUCCGAUCAGCCAAGAGACUUUGCAUCACCUCCUCCUUCCCGGGAUUUCGGUGGUAGCGCGAUCUCUUUUGUUUCAGUCAGAUGAGAGCGGAAGUGCAGAUGGAGCCAACAGGCGGGGAGAGUCACAGUGACGCUGACCCUCUACUGCAGAAUCAGGCCGAUUCGCCUCUGUCGUCGCCUGCAAGUCCCGGCGAGAUUACGAAUGAGGAUGAUAAUCUCGAGAACGGUUCAGUUCCCACUUGCCGCAUUUGUCUCGAGAGCGAUUGCGAGCCAGGAGAUGAGCUGAUAUCUCCAUGUAUGUGCAAAGGCACUCAGCAGUUUGUUCACCGCGUGUGCCUUGAUCAUUGGCGUUCAGUUAAGGCAAGCGCUCCACUCAUGAAUUUUAUUACGUUUUCAGUUUUGGUGUUAAUUGAUCUUGAAGGAUUUGCUUUCUCUCACUGCACUACUUGCAAAGCACAGUUCCAUCUCCGAGUUGCAUCGUUGGAGGAGAAUUCUUGGCAUAAAAUAAAGUUCAGACUUUUUGUGACAAGGGAUGUCAUUGUUGUCUUUUUGGCCGUGCAAACAGUGAUUGCUGCUAUGGGUGGCUUUGCCUUCCUAAUGGACAAAGAUGGAGCCUUUAGGAACUCAUUCAGUGACGGUUGGGACCGAAUAUUGUCUAAACAUCCCAUUCCCUUCUACUAUUGCAUAGGAGUUUUGGCUUUCUUUGUACUGCUCGGGUUCUUCGGCCUUAUAUUACAUUGCUCGACCCUCAACAGCAGCGAUCCUCGGAUGGCCGGAUGCCAGAACUGCUGCUACGGAUGGGGAAUCUUGGACUGCUUCCCUGCAUCCAUGGAAGCAUGCUUUGCCCUGGUACUGGUGUUUGUGGUCAUUUUUGCCAUCCUCGGCAUAGCUUAUGGCUUUCUUGCUGCCACCAUGGCUAUUCAAAAGAUAUGGCAGAGACAUUACCACAUUCUUGCCAAGAGGGAGCUAACUAAGGAGUAUAUAGUUGAAGAUCUUCAUGGUUGCUACACCCCGCCAAAGCUUGAUGCGGAACAUGAAGAGAAGUUGAAAAUGCUUAAGCUUUUGUAAUUGGGUAUUUGUGCAAGAAGAAAAAGGGUAAAUGUUGAAAGUCGUUUGAGAAGACAACUUGGGAGGUAUAUCUAACUAUAAUGUGCUACUACCCACGUUUGUUUCUAUAUAGAAUGGAGCAGAGUUGGAAGGAGAGUUCUUCUCUCGCUUCUCCCACAAAGUUGGUCGAUGAAUCCAAGCUUUCUUCAGUGAGGAAGUGUGGUUAAAACUUAAAAGACUGUCGCUGCAUUGUACACAAAGCAUCAAGCAGACAGCAUCGUACAUUAGGUUGCAGUGUUCCGAACUCGAAAUUUGUAGGUGCUGCUGGGAUUGCAGUUGAAGUUGUUGUCACCUCAAACCUGUAAAUGGUAUUGUAGCCUCGAUACCCUAUGAAACUAAACCUCUCUCUCGCAACGAGCCUCAACCCUGUGACCAUAGCCGAUCCCUCCAGAUCCCAUUUGCCUAUCGUUUUGUGGGUGAUGUGAACUUCCCCUCCAUCUUCCAUCAGCUUCUUGGCAUUUCUUGAAGAACAUUAUGAUCCGCUUCUGGUGCCUCCUCUGCCAUCACAUAAUUAAGUGCGCAAUAUCAAUACAGCUCAGUAAAAAGUUGGUUGUGGUAUUAACUACAAUGUUAAUUAACGA
Molecule: messenger RNA, 1967 nt
Organism: Linum tenue
Lineage: Eukaryota; Viridiplantae; Streptophyta; Magnoliopsida; Malpighiales; Linaceae
Source: the annotation of a GenBank genome assembly